Messenger RNA from Erigeron canadensis, 1837 nucleotides. RefSeq lists its product as uncharacterized. The transcript has 7 exons. The record is from RefSeq and is a predicted model, not a curated record. Lineage: Eukaryota; Viridiplantae; Streptophyta; Magnoliopsida; Asterales; Asteraceae. The coding region runs from base 273 to 1559 and encodes 428 amino acids.
AGAGAGAUUAUUGAAAGGGAAAGCAGAGAGAGAGAGAGAGAGAAAGAAACAGUGGUCACUACCAAGGUAAUUGUCUAGAAGCAUGGUGUGUGCGUAGGAUAAGCAGACCAGACCACCUACUGUGUGUGUGACUACUGUGUGUAGUCUUUUCUUCUGGGUUCUGUUCUCACUACUCAUGCUUGGAGGUUUAACCCAAAUUGGAUAGUGUAACGGCAAGAAAAAAAAAAGAGCUUUCCUUUUUGUGCUUUUUUAGACUUCAUCUUUCUUGAAAAAUGGCCACUGCGCACAGUAGCAGAAGCAGGAUACGGAUAGGGGUUAAGGGUGUUUUCUUCUUGUUUUUCUUCUUGGAUCUGGCCUUGCUAUCUUGCACCGCUAGACUACCAUCAGCUUCAAGGCAAAAACUUCAAGUUCAUAAACAUUUAAAACGCCUCAAUAAAAAACCCGUCAAAACCAUUCAGAGCCCAGAUGGGGAUAUGAUUGACUGUGUACACAUCUCUCACCAGCCAGCUUUUGACCAUCCAUUCCUUAAAGACCAUAAAAUCCAGAUGAGGCCAAACUAUCAUCCAGAAGGGCUAUAUGAUGAUAACAAGAUGAACACAGAGUCAAGCCAAAAAGAAAACACACUUCACCAGUUAUGGCAUGUGAAUGGCAUGUGCCCUGAAGAUACAAUACCUAUAAGGAGAACAAAAGAAGAUGAUGUUUUGAGAGCAAGUUCUGUUAAAAGAUAUGGCAAGAAGAAGCAUAGAAGCUUUCCUGCUCCUAGAAACAUCCCUGAAUCUGCAGAUCCUGAUAUUGACAAUGAAAGUGGUCAUCAGCAUGCCAUAGCUUAUGUGGAGGGAGACAAAUAUUAUGGAGCAAAAGCAACGAUGAACGUAUGGGAACCGAAAAUACAACAAUCGAAUGAGUUUAGCUUGUCACAAAUAUGGAUUUUAGGUGGCUCUUUCGGCCAAGAUCUUAACAGCAUUGAAGCAGGAUGGCAGGUCAGUCCAGAUCUUUAUGGUGAUAACAACACAAGACUGUUCACUUACUGGACUAGUGAUGCAUAUCAAGCUACUGGUUGCUACAAUCUAUUGUGCUCUGGUUUUAUACAAAUCAAUAGUAACAUUGCAAUGGGUGCAAGCAUAUCACCUGUUUCAGCAUUAAGGAAUUCACAGUAUGAUAUCAGUAUCCUUGUCUGGAAGGACCAAAAAGAAGGAAAUUGGUGGAUGCAAUUUGGGAAUGGGUAUGUGUUGGGAUACUGGCCAUCGUUCUUGUUCUCAUACUUGGCUGACAGUGCUUCGAUGAUUGAAUGGGGUGGUGAGGUCGUCAAUUCCGAGCCCGAUGGACACCACACGUCGACCCAAAUGGGCAGUGGUCGUUUCCCAGAAGAAGGGUUUGGUAAAGCAAGUUAUUUUAGAAACAUUCAAGUUGUUGAUAAAGAGAAUAACCUCAAAACCCCCAAAGAUCUUGGCACAUUCACCGAACAAUCCAAUUGUUACGAUGUCCAAACCGGAAGCAAUAGUGAUUGGGGUCACUACUUUUACUAUGGAGGCCCUGGGAAAAACCCAAAUUGCCCUUGACCCUUCUCGAAUAUGAUCUUCUUUUGUUAUAUAAUUUUUUUUUUCUUUUUCUCUUUUGUUGUAUCCAUCUUUUAGGGGGUCUCUAGUGAGAAGUUUUUUGGGGUUUUUUUUCUUUGUUUUUUUUUUGCUGGGUGGGGUGUGAUGUGAAAGUGGCAAAGUUUCUCAAAAGUGUGAAAGAAACAGCCUCUUGUAAGUUCUCAGUAAAUCUGUAUUUGUUGGAUUUGCUCUUCGGCAGUUUGUAAGUCAAAUGAAUGAAUUGGUGUUAGCUGUUAGUUAUA